AUGGCGCCUCAAGAUACCCAUCUCGGGGAAAGUAAAGCGGAAUGCCGCGUACAGGAUGAUGUCGCUCAAGAGGCCGGGUACCCUGUGAAGGGUCUUGUUGCCCCGAAGUACAUGGGCACAGUUGCAGAUCAACGAGACAUGAGCGCGUUAGGGCGAGUGCAGGUUUUGAGGAGAAAUUUCCGCUUCAUCUCAAUUCUUGGAUUUGGCUGCACGCUGAUUUCAACGUGGGAAGUCAUAUUGACGCUGUUGAGCUCCGCCUUGACUGACGGGGGCACUGCAGGGUUGAUAUGGGGCUUUCUCAUUGUCACGGCAGGAUUUGCCCUCGUUUUCGCCAGUAUAGCGGAAAUGGCUUCCAUGGCUCCAACCUCCGGAGGUCAAUACCAUUGGGUGUCUGAGUUUGCUCCUCGGAAGGGCCAAAAGUUCUUGAGCUACAUUACCGGAUGGCUCAGUGCAACCGGAUGGCAGUGCGCUAUCGUAUCAAUCGCUUUUCUCGCUGGCACGAUCAUACAAGGACUGGUCGUUCUAAAUGACCCAACCUAUGAGUUUCAACGAUGGCACGGCACAUUGUUGGUGGUGGCAAUAACGACAUUUUCAAUAUUGUUCAACACAUUCCUAGCCAAAAACCUACCCAUGGUGGAAGGACUCAUCCUGAUCAUUCAUGUGGUAGGGCUGUUCGCCAUCAUCAUCCCGCUCUGGGUUCUUGCUCCUCGAAACAGUGCGAAAGCAGUCUUUACAGAGUUCAAUAAUGCUGGGGGAUGGAAUAGUGAUGGCACUGCCACUCUGGUCGGUCUCUCAACCACUAUUACAGCCAUGAUAGGCUAUGACUGUUCGGUACACAUGUCCGAGGAAAUCAAGGACGCCGCGGAGACGCUGCCGAAAGCAAUGAUGUCAGCCGUCGCGGUCAAUGGAGUUUUGGGAUUUGUCAUGAUUGUCACUCUUUGCUUCACGCUCGGCGAUGUUGACAGCAUCUUGAGUACUCCCACUGGUUUUCCGUUCAUCCAGAUCUUCUACAACACCACCAACAACUACGCGGCAACGAACACAAUGACCGCGGUCUUGGUGAUCACGCUCACGGCCAGCACAAUCACUGAAGUCGCAACGGCAUCCCGGCAGCUGUGGUCUUUUGCUCGAGAUCAAGGACUGCCAUUUUCAUCAUUCUUCGCCUAUGUCACCCCGGGAUGGAACAUCCCUCUCAACUCGGUCAUGGUUUCACUAGCGGUCACUAUUCUUCUCUCCUUGAUCAACAUUGGCUCCCAGGUCGCCCUGUCGGCUAUUGUAUCACUGACAAUCACCUCCCUGAUCUCUGCCUACAUUCUGUCCAUAGGCUGCGUGCUCCUGAAGCGUAUCCGGGGCGAGCCCCUGCCACCUCGCCGAUGGACCCUUGGCCGCUUCGGCAUGGCCGUCAAUAUUGCCGCUCUGGCUUUCUUGAUUCCCAUCUUCGUCUUUUCCUUUUUCCCGUUAACGAAGACAGUAGACACCAAAACAAUGAAUUGGAGUGCGGUGAUGUACCUUGCUAUGCUGGCCUUUGCGUCUGUCUAUUACGUGCUCUGGGGCCGGCAUAACUUCAUUGCUCCCGUGGCGCUCGUGAAGAGAGAGGGCAGAUACUGCGCUUGA
Molecule: messenger RNA, 1614 nt
Organism: Aspergillus viridinutans
Lineage: Eukaryota; Fungi; Ascomycota; Eurotiomycetes; Eurotiales; Aspergillaceae
Product: putative GABA permease
Exons: 7
Coding region: 1-1614 (537 amino acids)
Biological process (GO): transmembrane transport
Cellular component (GO): membrane
Molecular function (GO): transmembrane transporter activity
Source: RefSeq, a predicted model, not a curated record